Messenger RNA from Hemicordylus capensis (graceful crag lizard), 2367 nucleotides. It is a transcript of the gene GJD3, whose product is annotated as gap junction protein delta 3. Bases 935 to 1834 code for a protein of 299 amino acids. The transcript has 3 exons. The record is from RefSeq and is a predicted model, not a curated record. Gene Ontology annotation, cellular component: connexin complex. Gene Ontology annotation, biological process: cell communication. NCBI's taxonomy places the organism in Eukaryota, Metazoa, Chordata, Lepidosauria, Squamata, Cordylidae.
UUGGAUGAGUGAGUACAUGUGAACACUGACUGCUGUAAAGUAUUCUCCUUGGAGGAGGGGGCCGUGGCUUAGUGCAGUAGAGCAUCUUCUUGCAUGCAGCAGGUCCCAGGUUCAGUUCCUGGCAUCUCUAAAUAGGGCUGGGGGAGACUCCUGUCUGAAACCCUGGAGAAACCUGCUGCCAGUCAGUAUAUGGAUACUGAGCUAGAUGGACCAAUGCUCUGACGUUGGUACAAGGCAGCUCUUUAGGUUCCUAUAUAAGGGGAGAGAGUGGCUGACGUUGAGAAGCCUGGGAAGUCCCCGAUUUCUGCCUGAGGCUCCUCUCUGGUUCCUGUCUCAAUGUAAGAGGGAGGAGUCCUAAACCAGAGGAUGGUAAAGAGAAAAAGAGGAGGAGGGUUUGGAGUAGUCUAAUCUCGGAGAGAACAUUUAUUUCUCUUAGCUAUGUUCUGGGAUGUUUAGCUGUUCUAUAAGCCACUAUAAGGUUCUUUGAGUGUGUGUGUUUUAAAGUUGGUGUGUUAUAGAAAACUUUGAAGCAAAAAAAAGGGGGGUGAGGGCAGAAUUAGGUGGCUCUGUAGUCCCUGCUACAGGAGGCUGUGUCUGAUUUGGCCUCCCUUUGGAGCGUUAGUGGGACUGGAUGAGUGGCUGUCCAGUUAGUCCUGGGGGAAAUGCCAGAUAGCAGGUAGGAACAGUCCUGUCACUUUAAAAGCUUCCAGGCAAAGCUACAGGGAAAGUCCUGCCUCUCUCCCUCUCUAGUAGGCAACUGUCCUAGCCAGAGCUGAAGCUAGUAAGGGGAGGAGGAAAGAGAAGAUGCCAGCGAAAGUGGGGACGCUGUUUUAAAACAGACGGAGAGGUGGGCAGCACCACAGCAGAUAACUUGGCCACAGACAUAAAACAUCUCACCAGCACUCCCACCCUCUCUUGGUGUUGCCAAGCAACCAUGGGAGAGUGGGGGUUUUUGAGCUCCCUUCUGGAUGCAAUGCAGGAGCAUUCACCCAUGCUGGGACGUUUUUGGCUGGUGGUGAUGCUAAUUUUCCGCAUCCUGAUCCUGGCCACGGUGGGCAAUGGCGUCUUCGAUGAUGAGCAGGAGGAGUUUGAGUGCAACACAAAGCAGGUUGGGUGCAAGCAGAUUUGCUAUGACUUGGCCUUUCCCAUCUCCCACUAUCGCUUCUGGGUCUUUCACAUUGUGGUGCUUUCAGCCCCCGCCGUCCUGUUUGUUAUCUAUUCCAUGCACCAAAUCACAAAGAUAAACCGUGGCCAGGAGGAGGAAAGCCACGGAGCGGAGCAGAAAGACCAAACACACUUUCAACUCCCACCCGGCCGACGCAACCAAAACAUCCAGGUCUUCUACAUAGUCAAUGUCGUGGUGAGAAUCAUGGCAGAGAUCAGCUUUCUUGUAGGACAGUGGAUGUUGUAUGGCUUCCAGGUGGGAUAUCAGUACAUCUGCAAACAUUCUAUGUGUCCCCACCUGAUUGAUUGCUUUGUCUCCCGGCCAACAGAGAAGACCAUCUUCCUCCAGUUCUACUUCAUGGUGGGCCUGGUUUCAGCUUUGCUCAGCCUGGUGGAGUUGGUUCAUCUCUUCUUCAAGGACCGAUGCAAGAAGCGCCUCAAUGUUGUUCCUCCUACUGCUGCCUCUUAUGAACAGCAGGACAAUUGGUCCAAUCAGAACCAAGAGAAGUCGCAGCACUUUCUGGCCCCACCAGAUGGGGAUGCCAAUGGAGCACCAGCUCACUGUGGGAUUCCUAACCAUUAUGAGCCUCCAGCCCACUUUCACCACAAAUGUUCUACCAAGAGCAGCCGAUCCUCUCGCUCUUCUGCCCGAGCUGACUUGACAGUGUAAGGCAUGGGGAACUGCUAUAUUUUUCCUGACUUCUUGGUCCCUGGAUGAGCUGGACUUCUCUGGGGCUGAAUAAUCGUGGACAUGGACUAUUCCUGUUCCCAGGCACUGUCAAAUAACACAGAUGGAUAUGAUGGACCACUCCCGCUUGUAAUGGAACCUACUCCUGUCCUUGAAAAUUCAGCAUUCUGCUCUUAUAUAUGUCUCCAGGAGGACUGACAGAAACCUAUUACAUUUAUUUCAAAGGAUGCAUGGAUUUGUAAUCUGGCCUCGGUAAGCUAGGAGCAGCAGAUGUUUUGGGGGAAAGGAGUGAAAUUGGGAGGUCACUUUCCCAGCUGUGUGCAAGACUCCUGUCUGGAUCAUCAGAUGAGCGACUCCAACUUGAACUAGCAAAAACGUUGGGAAUUACUUGGCUGUAGAAGUAUUAAUGUCAUAAAAAACAAAUGGAGAUGCUCCCAUUUAGCAUGGGCUAGUCCUGUGUGAUAUUUGUUGAGAGCAGAAAGUUUGCAAUAAAAGGAAUUCUUUUUUGUUUGAGA